This is a messenger RNA of Cryptomeria japonica (Japanese cedar), 1275 nucleotides long. RefSeq lists its product as uncharacterized. NCBI's taxonomy places the organism in Eukaryota, Viridiplantae, Streptophyta, Pinopsida, Cupressales, Cupressaceae. The coding region runs from base 408 to 1067 and encodes 219 amino acids. The record is from RefSeq and is a predicted model, not a curated record. The transcript is spliced from 4 exons.
AGUUUAACUUUCAGUACUCUAUACUGGUUUCUCAUUCAAAUUUUGUUUCACUGUGAUCUUAGGCGAUAGCAAUCUCAUAGCAUUUCAAUGGGGUUUCCAUAGAAAUAUAGGUUUAGGAGCUCUUUGUUUUGUACUGUUUUUUCCUUGUAAAAUUGUUGGGUGGCUAGAAUUUUAAUGGUUUUCAAUACACUGUAGGGAUGAUUGCUAGUUUGAUUGGUAUAGAUAGGGCUCUAGCAUACACCGAUAGUGUUUAGUUGAUUGGAUUCUUUUGGGUCAUAUUAUUUUGACAUAAUUUUUCUGUAGGUUCAGUGGACUAGUAAAUUUAAGCUUUCUUGGUGUAUCAAGGCAAGUUAGCUGUGAACAACAUAAUUCGAGCUAGUGAAGUUUAAGUUGGUAAACAAUUCAAUAUGGCACAGGAACAAGAGUUCAGGUUGGUAUGUCCUUCUCUUAGAGAGGAUGGAAGAAUACCCAGAAAGUAUACCGGCGAUGCUCAGGGACCAAAGAAGGAUAUUUCACCACCACUUGAGUGGUAUGGAGUUCCAGAAGACACAGUCAGUUUAGCUCUUAUCAUGGAGGAUCCUGAUGCGCCUGACCCAAAUGAUCCCAUUGUUCCAUGGACUCACUGGGUUCUGAUUAACAUAUCCCCUACACUUAAGAGUCUGCCAGAAGAUUUCUCUCCCAAACAUUUUGGGCAAGACAGUGACUAUGCAAGUAUAAAAGAGGGUGUUAAUGAUUGGAAAAUUCCAGGUUACAGAGAACCCAACGCACCUGUUGGGGAUCAGCGCUAUGUAAUAAGCCUGUAUGCACUGGAUGACACUUUAAAUGUUGGAAAUAAGGUGACAAAGGAUAAGGUGAAGGAGGCCAUGGAUGGCCAUAUAGUUGGAGUUGCAGAGCUAGUAGGGCACUAUAGAAAAGAGAGGUUUACAACAGGCCGUGAUUGUUACAUGCCUGUUGGGGCUCCUGAACCCUGUGGCCCUGGCUAUCCAGACGUGAUCAAAUUCAGUAGGAGAGGAAAUAAAACCCAUCCAAUUUACAGAGGUGGAGCUCCUGAUCGUUUGAACAAGUAGUUAUAUUUGAUGGGUGCCCCAAGAGCAGAUGUUAUAAAAUUGAAUAAAUUGUAGAGAGUUGUAUAUAGUGUGUGGGAUCUUUCAUAUAUGUUUCUAAAUGCCACAUUUGACUGUUCCAUUAUGUAAUUUUGACAUUAGCACCCACCAUAGUUUUUGUAUUUAUCCCCUAUAUUAUUCAAUGUUAUAAUUUCAUCUAGUACUCACUACA